Messenger RNA from Pediculus humanus corporis (human body louse), 651 nucleotides. Its product is annotated as elongation of very long chain fatty acids protein, putative. Gene Ontology annotation, cellular component: endoplasmic reticulum membrane. The transcript has 7 exons. The record is from RefSeq and is a predicted model, not a curated record. Gene Ontology annotation, molecular function: fatty acid elongase activity. The coding region runs from base 1 to 651 and encodes 216 amino acids. Lineage: Eukaryota; Metazoa; Arthropoda; Insecta; Psocodea; Pediculidae. Gene Ontology annotation, biological process: sphingolipid biosynthetic process; fatty acid elongation, polyunsaturated fatty acid; fatty acid elongation, saturated fatty acid.
AUGUCUGAUCAUCGAACGAAAGAUUGGUUUCUCGUGGAUAAUCCUCUUCCACUUAUAGCAAUUCUUACAUGUUAUUUAAUAUUUUGUACAAAAGUCGGUCCUCAAUUUAUGAAAAAUCGAAAACCUUUCAAACUAACAAAUAUUCUUUUGGUUUAUAACGUUAUUCAAGUUGUUGUCAGCGUCAUUAUACUUUACGAGGGUUUGAUGGGAGGAUGGCUUUUUGACUACAACUAUAAAUGUCAGCCUGUAGAUUAUUCAGAAAACCCUACAGCAAGAAGAAUGGCAAAAGCUGUAUGGUAUUAUUAUAUGUGCAAGCUAAUUGAAUUAAGUGACACUGUAUUCUUCGUUUUGAGAAAAAAAGAUAAUCAAGUUUCAUUUCUUCAUUUGUAUCAUCAUACAAUGAUGCCUAUUUGUUCAUGGGUGGGAGUUAAAUGGCUUCCAGGUGGACAUGGAACGCUUUUAGGUAUAGUUCAAUUUGUUAUUAUUAUUAUUCAUUCUUCAUUAUUGUUUGUUUAUGAUUGCAAUUAUCCAAAAACCAUGAUUGCUCUCCUUGGUGUAAAUACAAUAUUUAUAAUGAUGUUAUUUAUGGCAUUCUACUGUUUAAGUACUCAAGUAGAAAAGUACUCACUACAUAUUAUUUAUUCAAAGUGA